CUUCUAUAAAGGCGUAUGACGUCUCAAAAACUACAUCAUUUCUAUUUGUGUGUUCCGUAGUGUCAUUGCGUCAGAGCAAAGUUUUAAUUGUAAUUCAUCGUUGCAAAUGUCUACAAGAGACAGACAGCACAAAUGUUGAGAAUAUUAAAUGUAUUUGCAAUUGCUGCCAUUGCAAUUGUAUCAUCUGAAGAUGAAACGAAUGAUUUAACGAGAGGAAUUUAUAGUUUUGCAUCCGAUUUGUAUCAGGAAUCAGCCAAAUCGACCAAAGGGAAUGUAAUAAUUUCACCAUUUUCAGUUGCAAAUGCGCUUGUAUUGUUAUCACAAGCUACCAAUCGAAGUACGUUUGAGCAGCUAAAAACUGGUUUGCAUUUAAGCGGUGACAAAAAAUCAAUUGCAAAUCAAUUUCAAGAACAUUAUGGUCUACUUGAAAGAGGCGCUGGCAACACCACUUUUUCGAUUGCAAAUAACAUCUAUGUACAAAAAGGCUAUUCGAUAAAACAAAAUUUACAAAAAGUGGCCAUUGAUAAGUUUCAAUCAGGCAUUGAAUCGGUAAAUUUUGAGGAUAACGAAGAAACUGCACGUAUAAUCAAUAAAUUUGUCGAAGAAAAAACAAAUCGGCGAAUCAUCGAUUUAAUCAAAUCCGAUACGCUUGGAUCGGAUUCGCGUGUUGUUCUCAUAAAUGCGAUUUAUUUCAAAGGCGAAUGGGAACAAAAAUUCUACGAAUAUUCAACAAAUAAAUCCGAUUUUUAUAUCAACGAAACGGAAAAAGUGCCAGUCGAUUUAAUGAACAUCGAUGAAUGGUUUAAUUAUGUUGAUUUAUCUGAUUUGAAUGCAAGUGCACUUGAGAUGAAAUAUGCCGACUCGAACUUUUCAAUGGUUGUCAUUUUGCCAAACUCUCGUACCGGCCUAUCAACACUGGAAUCACAAAUGAAAGAUUGCGAUUUAAAAACCAUUGUCGCUAAUAUGAGCAUGCAAAAGGUCGAAAUAUGGAUUCCGAAAUUCGAACAUGAAUUUGAACUGAAGUUAAAUAAUGUACUAAUGAAUAUGGGUAUAGAAGAGAUUUUUGAAUCCAAUGCCGAUUUGAGUGAUCUAUUGGAAAAUGGCGAAUCAUUGCAAGUAUCUGAUGUAGUGCAUAAAGCUUUUAUCAAAGUAUCCGAAGGUGGAUCGGAAGCAGCAGCUGCUACAGGAGUUCAAAUUGUACUAUUUAGUGGUGAGUUUGGUCAAUCCAAAUUUCGUGCCGAUCAUCCGUUCAUUUAUUAUAUCUGGGACAGCAACAGCGAAACUAUUCUUUUCAGCGGCAGAGUUAGUAGUAAAUUUUGGCGAGUAUUGCAUCACAUGUUUGUGUUCAUAAAAUUCCACUUUGUCACGAAUUAUGUGUUUUAUAUUUUGUUGUUAUUCAAUUUCGACACGUUUGAGUGUGAGCCAAACAUCUAUAAAAGUGGAAGACAUUCGAAAAAAAUGUUUAAUUUGAAUAAAAGCAAACAACUUGACACAAUGAUACGUUCGAUAAUUGUAUUUGCAAUUUUUUCCUUGGUGACUUCGUCCAGCGUCCCAUCAACUGAAUUUGUCAGUGGAAUUUCGCGUUUUUCAUCGAAUUUAUAUGAGCAAUGUGCCAGAGCCGCAUCAAAUGAAAAUGUAAUAAUUUCACAAUUCUCUAUUGCAACCGCCGUAGCAUUUUUAUCACAAGCAGCCAACGGACGUUCAUUUGAACAAAUAAAAAAUUGUCUCCAUUUUGAUGGUAACAAAACCGAAGUUGCAAACCAAUAUUUUAGUCUUUCUGAGGCGCUUGAAAGUGAUUCCGGUGAUGCGAUAUUUUCCAUUGCCAAUCAAAUCUAUGUGCAACAAGAUUAUAAAAUAAAUCCAGAUUUUCAAAAGGUUGCCAUUGAGAAAUUCAAAUCGGGCGUUGAAUUGGUGAAUUUUGCAAAUAAUGAUGUCACCGCUAAAACCAUCAAUCAUUUUGUUGAGGAGAAGACAAAUGGAAAAAUUAAAGAUCUCUUCGAUGUAGACUCACUUUCACCGGACUCUCGUGUUGUUUUGGUAAAUGCCAUUCAUUUCAAGGGCGAUUGGGAAACAAAAUUCUAUGAAACCGAAACUACCAAAAACGAUUUUCAUAUGAGUGACACCAAAACAGUAUCAGUCGACUUUAUGAACAUUGAUUCACACUUUAAUUAUGCUGAUUUACCGGAGUUCGAUGCUAAAGCGCUUCAAUUGCAGUAUGAAAAAUCAAACUUCUCCAUGGUAUUCCUCUUACCAAACGCUCGUACAGGAUUACAAGCAAUGCAAUCAAAAGUAAAGGAUAAUUUGGUGUCUAUAGUGAAUAAAAUGCAACAGAGAAAAGUCGAAGUUUCAAUUCCAAAGUUUACCGUUGAAUUUCAAUUGAAUUUGAAUGAUGCUCUCCAGAAUCUGGGUAUGACUGAUAUAUUUGCCGAUAAUGCUGAUUUGAGCGGUCUUUUGGAGUCAAAGGAUCCGGUGAAAGUGUCCGAUGUAGUUCACAAAGCUUUCAUCACAGUUUCCGAAGGAGGAACAGAAGCAGCUGCCGCCACUGGCGUUAGAAUAGUUCCAUUGAGUGCUGUAUUAAAUAUGCCAACGUUCCGUGCAGAUCAUCCAUUUAUGUACUAUAUUGUGGAUAAUCUUACCAAAACUGUCAUCUUUGGCGGACAAAUCAAAAAAUUCUAACCAAUUUGUACGAAAAAUUGAACGGUUUGAUAUCUAAAUGUUUAUGUAAACAACUUUUUCAAGGCGUUGAAAAUAAAUUAACUUCCAAAAUCAACGAA
Contarinia nasturtii (swede midge) is the source of this 2774-nucleotide messenger RNA. RefSeq lists its product as uncharacterized. The coding region runs from base 133 to 2676 and encodes 847 amino acids. The transcript has 11 exons. Gene Ontology annotation, molecular function: serine-type endopeptidase inhibitor activity. Lineage: Eukaryota; Metazoa; Arthropoda; Insecta; Diptera; Cecidomyiidae. The record is from RefSeq and is a predicted model, not a curated record.